AAUGAUUGAGCUUAAGCUUGGGCCGAAUCUCAAGUAGCCCAGAAUUGAGCCAGAUUACGCUGCUGAUCGAAGAAGACCCAAUUUCACGAUUAUCGGCGACUCGUUGGCCGUCGGCAGACCAAUUCGCCAAGGCGCAGAGAGGCUACGAUGUCGGAGGCGCCGCUGAGACGACUGAGAGGUCACAGAGCCACUGCCACGUGCUGUAUCGCCUCGAAUGACCGUCCUGGCCUUGUCGCUACUUCAGGCGAGGAUGGUUGUGUUUGCUGGUUUGACAUGAGAUGCAAAGAUGUCGUAUCCAUUAUGGAAGUAGGAAAAGAACCUAUUUCAUCCAUAUGUUUCAAGCCAGGGAAUGAAGACGUUAUUUACAUCUCCUCUGGGAAGGAAAUUAAGUCAUUUGAUGUUCAUCAGGCCGCAUCAUCAAAACCAUUGGGGAGUUAUAGUUACAACAAAGAGGAGAUAAAUCAGGUUUCUUGUAGCCCUAAAGCUUCUUUUCUUGCUGCCGCUGAUGAUGGCGGUGAUGUUAAGAUCAUUGAUAUUCACAAUAAUUGCCUAUAUAAAACAUUAAGAUCUGGCCAUACAAGUAUCUGUAGCAGUGUUCAGUUCCUUCCUUGGAGACCCUGGGAAGUUAUUACAGGAGGACUUGAUUCAAAGCUCAUUAUGUGGGACUUUUCCAGAGGACGCCCCAUCAAAGUACUUGAUUUUGAUAUCCCUGACAACAACCCUUCCAGCAACACGGGACAAUGUUUUAAUCCUGCAUUUAUUCAUGCAAUAGCGGUUCCUGAAGUUAAUAUGCUGGAUAAAUUGGGCCAGAUAUGUGUCGUUGCAAGGGGCGAUGGUAUUGUUCAUGUGAUUGAUAUUGAAUCCGAGAAAGCGAAGAAUUCCUCAAAAUCUGGUAAAAGAAUACAAACAAGAUCUAAGGGAGUUAGAGCUGCUUGUGAUAUGGAUAACCAAAAGCAAACUGGAAGAAAGAGGUUAUAUUUGGAUUACACUGUUGGCGGACAUUCUGCUGCUGUGUCCUGUGUGGCAUUUUCUCAAUUUGGAGAGAAAGGGAGGUUCAUAGUUUCUGGUGGGAAUGAUAAAUGCAUAAAGCUUUGGAAUUGGUCUAGAGUUCCUGAUGCUGGGGAAACUGGCAGCAGCAACAAUGAUAUUCUUUAUUUGAACAUCAAUCUGAGCAAAAAGGUGAAUUGGCUUUGUACUACUCCAUCUGAAACAGAAAACCUUAUCGUUUGUGAUACUAGCAAAGUAGUGAAGGUAUAUAAUGUUGCGUUAAGUGCCUCAUAAUCAGAGUUUAGGAAGUUAUCUGAGGAAUUCUGAACCAUGCUGCUGUUCUUGUAUUUGAAGUAUAUGAUUUUAGAUCCUUAAGAGUAACAAUUUUGAGACCAAGGGUAGACAUUUCCUGAGAAUCACCUCGAAAUAUUGCCUUCCUGACUAGGUGCAGCCACCCUCCUACUCUCAUAAUCUGCAUUUGGCCUUCAUUAGACUUGUACAACUGGGUAUGUGAACACCUUAGCCCUAUUUAAUAACCAUUUAGUUUUUAGUUUUAGGUUUUUGAAUA
Molecule: messenger RNA, 1555 nt
Organism: Benincasa hispida (wax gourd)
Lineage: Eukaryota; Viridiplantae; Streptophyta; Magnoliopsida; Cucurbitales; Cucurbitaceae
Product: Transducin/WD40 repeat-like superfamily protein
Molecular function (GO): protein binding
Source: RefSeq, a predicted model, not a curated record